CUCUCUGCUCCUCUCGCCGGCUGCCAGGGCCGGGCCAACCCGCAUAAUGGUCAAUCGAACCCGAAAGUCCGGAACGACGACUUUCACUUUUUGCGUUUGAUCACACCCCAAAAAACCUUUCUUUCUCCCAUUUUCCCCUACCACUUGGCGAAAAGACUUAUUCCCAAUUACUUCGCCUUGAGAUCUCGCGCUGCCGUUCUUCUUCCCCGUCAGGCUCUGAUUGUGAACAAGAGAUCGGCACAAAUGGCUCGCCAAGCCACCAGGCUGGUCGCGUCCCUGUCCUCCAAGCUCCGCUCUCCCAGUCCCCGGAUCACCCCGCCCUCCUCUUCAUCGUCCCAUUCUCUAUCGCAAUCGCGCUCCUUCGCCGCCGCCCCGCCUCCCCCGCCGGCGGUCUUCGUCGACAAGAACACCCGCAUCAUCUGCCAGGGCAUCACCGGCAAGAACGGCACCUUCCACACCGAACAAGCCAUCGAAUAUGGCACCAAGAUGGUUGGAGGAGUCACACCGAAGAAGGGUGGCACAGAACACUUGGGGCUUCCUGUCUUCAACUCCGUUGCGGAGGCAAAGGCCGAGACAAAAGCUAAUGCAUCCGUGAUUUAUGUGCCUCCACCCUUUGCUGCUGCGGCCAUUAUGGAGGCCAUGGAAGCUGAAUUGGACCUUGUUGUUUGUAUCACAGAAGGAAUUCCUCAGCAUGACAUGGUUCGUGUGAAGGCCGCACUUCAAAGGCAAUCCAAAACAAGACUAAUUGGUCCUAAUUGCCCUGGUAUCAUCAAACCUGGAGAGUGCAAGAUUGGAAUCAUGCCUGGAUAUAUUCACAAACCAGGGCGUAUUGGAAUUGUUUCUCGUUCGGGCACGUUGACAUAUGAAGCCGUUUUUCAAACAACAGCGGUUGGUCUUGGGCAAUCCACAUGUGUAGGUAUUGGUGGUGAUCCUUUCAAUGGGACAAACUUUGUUGACUGCAUGGAGAAGUUUCUGGCAGAUCCUCAGACCGAAGGUAUCGUUCUUAUUGGUGAGAUUGGAGGUACUGCAGAAGAGGAAGCUGCUGCUCUAAUAAAGGCGAGCAAGACAGAAAAGCCAAUCGUUGCAUUCAUUGCUGGACUCACUGCUCCACCUGGACGUCGUAUGGGCCAUGCUGGAGCUAUCGUCUCGGGCGGAAAGGGAACCGCACAAGACAAGAUCAAGACGCUUAAGGAAGCCGGGGUGACUGUAGUUGAAUCUCCAGCAAAGAUUGGUACCGCCAUGUUCAACGUAUUCAAGGAGAGGGGUCUGGUUAAUUGAACCUAAGCAUGUGUUUCCAUUGAGUAGCAGGUUUUACUUCAGACUUGAUUUGCAUAGCUGUUUUUCUGUUGCCUUUUUCAACGAUGUCUGAAAGGAGUUCAGAGGAAAGUUUCUUGAUUGACAAGGCAUCAGCCUGCCCCAUGAGAGUUGUAAAAACCUUUGCUUUUUGUAAGAGCUCUCCUUUUACUCACUCCACUGCUCUGCAGUGUGAAAAAUAAUUUUUGUUACGCUGAAGGUUAAAAGAUAAAAGACCCUUUUGCAGGCUAAUGGUCGUUCCUUUUUCCAAUCUUGGAACCUGAAAAUCGAAAGAUGGCGGAAAAAGAUGAAGCUUAAUUGAAUUCCAAUGGUUCACAAACCAGGUGAAGCUACAACAAAGUCAACAAUGGCGGUCCAUUUUUAAAACUCCACACUAAAGCCAGGAGGUAGAAAAAUAUCAGACUCGCGAGGCAACGAUUUCACUUCCUGAAUACUGCCAUCCUCCAACUGGAACAUCCGAAUGCCGUCAGUAGUCAACAUGGUUCUGGCCACAUAGUCGUCGUCAUCCGAGUAGUAAAUGCAGUCUUUUCUCCCGCCGGCGAUCUGUGCAGCCGGAGCCGAGAAACAGCACUCCGUCGUCAGCACAAACACUGUAUCAUCAUCCCCCAACGACUUCACUUCAACCCAUUCCCUCAUUUCCUCAUCCAGCUUGUAGACCUUGAAAUCCACCGCUCUGGGGUUCCAGUUCCUGUUCCUCCCCGUUCCCACAAGGUAUCGGAUUGGGUUGAAGCUGUUGGUAAUCGCAUCGUCCACAUCCUUGGAAUUCCUCCUCCUCCCAUCCAAAUACCUAUCGACCAGAUACAGAUCGCCGCCGGACUCCACCAGAUUCUUCUGCCCGCCGCCGCCGGAUCCGUCGUGGAGGAACUGCGGCGGCGAGUAGGAUUUGUCGAAUCUAAGAGACGAAUCGAUGAGCGACAGCUUCCCCAAUCUGUCGAUUACGUGAUACCGAGCUUGGUGGAGGAUUAUAUCGUCGUAAUCGAAGUUUCUGCUGUCUAAGUAAGUCCAGUGCUGGUCUCCUUUCCUCCAGUAGCCUAUUCUGCCUUCGUGGAAAAUGGCGAUGACGGUGACCGUCGACUGUUGGGGCGGUGGAGACGCCGCCGAGGCGGCGGGGGGAAAGGGGAGGACCUUGUUGAUCUCGAAGGCUGGAAACCCAAUCUGGUAGCUGAGGCGGAACGAGGUGCAUAAUUGGACGGCCCGAAAGUCGAGCAAGCUCAAUUGAAUCGGAGAGGAGUGGAGCUUGAGGUUGGAGAUUGGGUUCAGAAGCUGCAGCUUGCCGCGGGAGGAUUCCUCGAUCUUGAUCAGCCAGCCGCCGUCUGCCUGCGGCGGUGCAUCACCAUCGAUUGAAUCAUCAUUGGGAAUCGGAGGCUGAAACUCCACACAGCACAUGGUGGAGGGAAUGAGGAAGCCGUCGAUGUCGCCGGGGUAAGGUAGCCUGACCUCGACGGGUGGAAUCAGUUGGUCGAAGUCAGGGGUGGGGACGGCGGAGCGCCAUGAAUAGCAGACGGAUCGGAAGGUGAGAACGUCGACGGGGCGACCGACGCGGCUGCCGAUGGCAUCCAGGAUCUCCUCGGGGAGAUCUGCCCAUGGCGAUCCACCGCGAGUCGUUGUCAUAGUGGAGUUGCAGAAAUGUAGAAGCAGUGGGGCCGGAGACUGGAGCUGUGAGUAGGUGGAUGGUGGUGGCAUCAAUGAGGAUCUUUGACAAACGAAAGCUCGAAUAUUUUGCGACGGAAGGUCGCUUUCCAUACGAGUGGGAGCUCUAUUCGCAAGCAACUGCUGUGGGUUGCUUUCAUAUUGUACAUGGCACUGGUGGAUUGUUGGAGGGUAGGUGGUAGCAACAAAGCUGUGUUGCAGGAGCAAAAGCUAGUUCACCUGUGAUUCUUGCUCCGUUUGCUGCUGCUGCAGCUAUUAUGGAGGCUGUGGAAGCUGAACUCGACCUUGUUGUUUGUAUGUAAUGUCACAGAAGGAAUUCCUCGGAAUGACAUGGUAAGUGCCUCUGCUGCCGUCUCUUGGGGCUGUGUUUGUGAAGCUGAUGGAUGUGUUUUCAGAUCUCCUGGACUUUUCUGGAUGUUUACUUCUUUCUCUGUCCCUACUUGAGCAAUGUAACCUGUUCUCUGGCUAGUUAAUGUGUAAGAAAAGAACUAGCCGUCUCAGUUUUCCCUUUUACAACCUGACCGGUGAAGCUUCAAAGUUCAAAUGGUUCAAUCCUCAGAAGCUGAAGGAAUCUGAUCUUGUAAAGUAAAUCGUCUGGGGACUAACAUGCGGUUUGAAUAGAGCAUUUUCUGAUUUCAUGUUCAUGGUUUGUUAUUUGAUCCUGACAUUGGCAGGCAUGUUCAGGAAUUUCUGCAAUUUUGUGCCAUCAAGUUUCUUGUUGGUCCCUUGUAAAGUUAAUACUUUAAUUUGAC
This is a messenger RNA of Linum tenue, 3716 nucleotides long. The record is from the annotation of a GenBank genome assembly. NCBI's taxonomy places the organism in Eukaryota, Viridiplantae, Streptophyta, Magnoliopsida, Malpighiales, Linaceae.